Durusdinium trenchii is the source of this 1472-nucleotide messenger RNA. NCBI's taxonomy places the organism in Eukaryota, Dinophyceae, Suessiales, Symbiodiniaceae. The record is from the annotation of a GenBank genome assembly.
GUCGAUGCAUGACGACGAGCGUCAAUGACACAAAAUUUGCAACGAUGACUGCGACUGCAACGAUCAUUGUAACCUACUGCAACGAUGAGGAUUGUAACAGAAAAAGUUUGCAACGAAAACGUCUUCCUUGCAGCGCGUUCCUUUCAAUUCCCCCUUUGGGCUCAAGGCGGGUCUGGGGUUGGGGAACUCCAAACUCCCCGCUCUCCGCUCUCCAUGGCUUUUUGCCACAAUGCAGUGAUAGUGCUCGUUGGCCUUCUUGGCCUCCCAGCACCUUCUUUCGCCCUGAAGGUUGGCAUCCACUGGCAGAGCUCGAGUUUUACGUCACCAGGAGAGCCACAGAGGUAUUUGAUUGCCAGCUUUCCAAAGGAUUCGAAGAUUAGCUACGCAAGGCUUCCAGAUCCGACUUGGCGGCCGCUGGUCAUUCGCAAUCUGUCGAAUCCAUCCGUGCUUGCGGUGGACGAGCAAAACAGACGGCUCUUUGUUGCUGACCAAACUGCGAACCAGAUCUGGUGGUAUCAACUUCAGGUGUCGGAGCCCAGCAAGUUCUUGAUGACGGAUGGUGUACAGCGGGUGGCCGUCACAAAUAUUGUGGCCAAGGGCCUUGCAGUGAGCCAGGCCGGAGAUCUAUUCAUUGCUGGACGUGUUCUCGCAGUCGGGCAAGGUGGGCGAAGUGCCAUCUACAAGCAGGAGGCAGCAGCUUUUGAAUUGGGCGAGGUGCCGUCCCCACAACAGCUUUGGACUGCAGGUGAUGGCAGUUGGCUUCCAAAGAUACUUGAGACGGGUCAGCCUUCCAUGUCAGAGCCAAUGAGUCCAUCCACUCCUGAAAUCUACCAGCCUGGUGCUGUAGCGAUUGAUAUGUUCACAGUAUAUUGGGGCAACAUGAUCAAAGGCAAUGCCAGUGCCCUUGCCUCAGGCCCGGCCACCGUUCCAAUGCCUCGACCCGGUGCUGCGGCACCGAAACUCAAGGCUGGAGCUCGAGCACUGGCCAACAGCUUUGAGUCUGUGACAGGCCUUGCCAUGACCUCGGCUGGUAUGUUCUUCGCCGGUCGGCCAACAGAGGGCCUUCCUGGGAUCUUUGCUUUGCCAAAUCGGGAUGUCAGCUCUGGGUGCAGUGAGGAUGACCAUUGCGUCCGGCGUGUGGCACAGAUUGGGAAUCCCUUAUCUUUAUGUUGGGAUGGUGACUCCACACUCUUCAUAGCCGAUGGCGGUCGUGGAGCAGUUGUGUCCCUGCCAUCAGCAACAGCCUCCCGACAUGAUGUGGAGAAGGUGGCAGAUGCACGGGGUGUGCGAGCUGUUGCAAUACUGUCCGUCCCAAAUGCAGCGACUCAGAUGACAUCUCUAUGGAUGGCGGUGGUGCUUUCUAUAGCUAGUCUUUGGUGAGCAGUGAGCCAAACCGCGAGCUAUGCAGGAACAAAAAGAUCCGUUCAAUCGGUUCGCUCUGCUUUGCUCACACCACUGGGUCAUACCCAAAC